AUGUACAGCACACACAAACUGCAGGGGGAUACACUGCCGGGUCCUUUCCGCUAUUAUAACAAGCCGCGGCUUCGUCUGCCGCCGACUAGAAACCCCGGCUUUGCCAAUCUGCGAGGAACGUCCACGAUUAGCAAGGCGGCACCCUCAGCGGACUAUCGUGCCACUCACUUGACGGAAUACGAGAAAAACGAAAUUCAAGGGUACUCGGAGGUGUACUACACUGGACAGAAUUGCGAGCGGAAAAUUCAGGCCCCUGUAGAGGGCAGUUACAAUAGCGGUUACGAUGACGAACGCGGGGACUAUACAAUCAGGCUUCAUGACCAUAUAGCCUACCGCUAUGAGGUGCUAGGUGCCCUGGGGAGUGGGUCCUUUGGUCAGGUUGUUAAGGUUGCGGACCACCACAAGGGCACGACGGUUGCACUGAAGAUUAUACGAAACAAGAAGCGGUUUCUAUCACAGGCAAAAAUUGAGGUGCAAAUUCUAUCGCAUCUUCGACGGGGUGAUCCCAACGGAAUUUACGGUAUAGUUCAAAUGCUCGAUAGUUUUACAUUUCGUUCGCACGUGUGUAUUACCUACGAGCUUUUGUCGCUGAAUCUCUACGAGCACCUCAAACAACGUAAUUUUCGUCCGUUAUCAUUGAGUGUCGUCCGCAGGAUUGCCGCCAGUUUGUUAGUCUCGCUUUCGUACAUAUGGCGUGAGAAUAUUAUUCAUUGUGACUUGAAGCCAGAAAACAUACUCCUUAAAACACCUGACAGGGCAGCUGUAAAGGUAAUUGAUUUUGGAUCUUCCUGCUUCGAAAAUGCCCGCAUCUACACAUACAUUCAGUCUCGGUUUUACCGUGCCCCUGAGGUGAUCCUAGGCCGUUCGUAUACCAAACACAUAGACCUUUGGAGUUAUGGCUGUGUUCUAUGCGAACUUGCCACAGGAAUUCCCAUUUUUCCGGGAGAGAGUGAACAGGACCAGCUGGCUUGCAUCAUGGAGUACCUUGGCACCCCUCCGGAUGAGCUCAUACUUCAAUCCCCGCGCAGACACGAACUGUUUGACGCCAAUGCGGGUCAUGCCCCCAAGUUGUUUCCCAACAGCAAAAGAAAGAUACGAUACCCAGGGACAAAGUCCUUGGCAGCCUUUCUUGGCCUUCCUGAAGAUGAUGGCUUUGUUAGCUUUGUCAGGCAGUUUAUCUGCUGGAUCCCCGAAGAUCGGGUUCCCCCGCGCAAGGCGAUGCGGCAUCCGUGGAUUGCCGACGCAUUUGAGGGGCCACCAGCACCGCCGCCGUUGCAGCUGACCCAGACGCAAGCAAAAAUGGCGGUGCGUGCGGCGAUUUCUAAUGCCCAUGGUGUCACGGUGUCUUCUUGGAAGUCGUUACACCUCCCAAAGCUUGUUGAACACUGA
This is a messenger RNA of Trypanosoma conorhini, 1389 nucleotides long. RefSeq names its product serine/threonine-protein kinase HSL1,negative regulator of Swe1 kinase. NCBI's taxonomy places the organism in Eukaryota, Euglenozoa, Kinetoplastea, Trypanosomatida, Trypanosomatidae. Gene Ontology annotation, molecular function: ATP binding; protein serine/threonine/tyrosine kinase activity; protein serine/threonine kinase activity. The coding region runs from base 1 to 1389 and encodes 462 amino acids. The record is from RefSeq and is a predicted model, not a curated record. The transcript has a single exon. Gene Ontology annotation, biological process: peptidyl-threonine phosphorylation; peptidyl-serine phosphorylation.